AUGGAGGCGGCUUCGCAUCAUCAGCGUCACAUCCUGAAUGGACAGUGCUUGUCAUCGCUCCCAUCGAAGUCAUGUCGGCAAAGUAUCUCAUCUACCGAAAAGGCAUUGGUCAGUCAAUCGGCAUGCACAUUGUUCAUUUAUCUACGCAUACCGGAGGGGGGUCCGUUGUCAACGUAUGGAGGAACGUCCCAACGCCCCCCCCCCCCCCUGUUCCAGCCGAGGCCGAUAGGAUGUUCUUCUUCCGGGGAAAUCAUGUGGGAAAUUACCACCGCUGCGUUGCAAAUGACAGUGAUCUGCCGAUGGCAUAUGUCGAUAGCGCACCUUACGAUACAAACGCAGCGGUUCGGGCUGACCUCUGCGGAGUGUCAUCGGUGGAUUUGCCACAUGUUGUUUAUUUGCGCGCGUCGGGAGGGUUGA
Molecule: messenger RNA, 417 nt
Organism: Colletotrichum destructivum
Lineage: Eukaryota; Fungi; Ascomycota; Sordariomycetes; Glomerellales; Glomerellaceae
Exons: 1
Coding region: 1-417 (138 amino acids)
Source: RefSeq, a predicted model, not a curated record